Molecule: messenger RNA, 879 nt
Organism: Musca domestica (house fly)
Lineage: Eukaryota; Metazoa; Arthropoda; Insecta; Diptera; Muscidae
Gene: RpL17
Product: large ribosomal subunit protein uL22
Exons: 3
Coding region: 132-692 (186 amino acids)
Biological process (GO): cytoplasmic translation
Cellular component (GO): cytosolic large ribosomal subunit; ribosome
Molecular function (GO): structural constituent of ribosome
Source: RefSeq, a predicted model, not a curated record
AUUGUCUCUAACUCACUUGCUGUCAACAAUACAACGCUGUAUGGUUGCACCGCUUUACCCACCGUCUGACAGCUGUCAAAAAAGUUCUUUUCCGGUUUAAUUCACUAAGAAGAAGAAAUUAAACACAAACCAUGGGUCGUUACUCUAGGGAACCAGAGACAGCCGCCAAGGCUUGCAAAGCCCGUGGACCAAAUCUACGUGUGCAUUUCAAGAACACCCAUGAAACCGCCCAGGCCAUCAAACGUAUGCCCUUGCGUCGUGCCCAACGUUUCUUGAAGGCUGUCAUUGACAAGAAGGAAUGCGUUCCCUUCCGUCGUUUCAACGGUGGUGUCGGCCGUUGCGCCCAAGCCAAACAGUGGAAGACCACCCAAGGUCGCUGGCCCAAGAAAUCCGCUGAAUUCCUCUUGCAAUUGCUCCGCAAUGCCGAAGCCAAUGCCGACUACAAAGGUCUCGAUGUCGAUCGUUUGGUCGUCGAUCACAUCCAAGUGAACCGUGCCCAAUGCUUGCGUCGUCGUACCUACCGUGCUCACGGUCGCAUCAACCCCUACAUGUCCUCACCCUGUCACGUUGAGGUCAUCCUCACCGAAAAGGAGGAAGUUGUUGCCAAGGCCACCGAUGAUGAGCCCGCCAAGAAGAAGUUGUCCAAGAAGAAGAUGCAAAGACAAAAGGAGAAAAUGAUGCGCUCUGAAUAGAUGUCGUAGUUGCAUUCUUUUUUUAAAUUUGUGUAUAAUUUUUUUUAAAACUAGACCUAUGUUGUGGUAAUUGGCUAAUUUGUAUAGUCAACUGCAAAGAAGAAGAAAAAAAAAACAGACUAAAUAAAAUGUUCAAAUAAAAAAGAUCCAAUUUUGAACGGUGUUUUUUAAGAAAAAAAAAAGAAAA